AUGCCCGCAACGCAGGUCACGACUUUAAAGAAUAACGGCUUCCGAGUGGCGUCAGAGAACUGGAAUACCCCAACAUGCACCGUUGGUAUAUGGGUUGACGUGGGUAGUCGGUGUGAGUCUGAAGCGAACAACGGUGUCGCUCAUUUCCUUGAGCAUAUGGCAUUCAAAGGCACCGAUAAACGUACACAACAUUCACUGGAAUUGGAAGUAGAAAACAAAGGAGCUCACCUUAAUGCAUAUACUUCCCGUGAGAUGACGGUUUAUUAUGCGAAGUGCUUCACCCAAGAUCUCCCAUGGGCGGUUGAACUUUUAUCCGAUAUCUUAAAAAAUAGCAAGUUUGAAUCGACACAAGUCGAGCGAGAGAGAGGUGUUAUUCUGAGGGAAAUGGAGGAAAUCGAAAGUAACUACCAGGAAGUAAUCUUCGACUACCUUCAUGCAACGGCCUAUCAAGGUACGCCACUUGGGCGCACUAUCCUGGGACCAGUGGAAAAUGUCAAAUCUCUCAAAGCCGCUGACCUAAAGAACUUCAUUAAAUGCAAUUACAAGGCUCCUCGGAUGGUCCUCUGUGCUGCUGGAGGUGUUGAUCAUUCACAACUCGCUGAGUUAGCUGAAAAGAACUUUGGAGACGUCCCUGCGUCAUAUUUCGAAGGUGAAGGGACUCCAAAUCUGGACCCAUGUCGCUUCACCGGUUCUGAAAUCAGAGAUCGUGAUGACGCAAUGCCACUGGCACAUGCUGCGAUCGCAUUCGAAGGACCCGGUUGGGCCAACCCGGACACAUUGGCGUUGAUGGUGGCUAGUAGCAUACAUGGAGCCUGGGACCGCAGUUACGGUGGUGGAGCAAACGUUGCGAGCAAGUUGGCCGCUCAGUUCUUCAAUGAAGACUCAGUGCACAGUUUUCAGCACUUCUUCACUUGUUAUCAUGACACUUCAUUAUGGGGUGUUUAUUUGACAGCUGAAAAGAUGGGACUUGCGGAGGGCGUGAACGCUUUCAUGAAGGAGUUUGUUCGUAUGUGCACUCAAAUCACACCUCAUGAAAUUGAACGAGCAAAGAACCAACUGAAGACCCACUUACUGUUGCAACUGGACGGAACCACACCAAUCUGUGAGGAGAUUGGACGUCACAUGCUGGUCUACGGACGACGGAUUCCACUCUCCGAAAUGCUCGAAAGGAUCGACGGUCUGACCGUCACAAACGUUAAAGAUGUGUGUAUGAGCUACUUCUAUGACCGAUGCCCAGCUGUGGCCUCUUUGGGUCCAAUCGAGACGAUGCUCGACUACAACCGUCUGCGUGACAAGACCUGGUGGCUUCGACUGUAAGCCUCACGUUUCAGACCGUGUAGCGUAGAGCCAGUUCGAGCACGUCCCCAAACCCACAGGCGACGACCGCCUCCCCACAGUGUGACUAAUAAAAUUUCUAACAGUUUCCUGAGUUUCUGUUGCUUUUGUGGGUGGUCCACCUGCAUAUGUACUUAUUUUAUCUUGUGACGUCGAUUAAUUUUACUGACUUGUUCCUACACAAGGAAACCCGGAUCCGUCAGCAGCGUUUUGCAGUUGUUUGACUGGGUCUCGCUUAAGUUGAAAAUUUGCACUUAUUAUGACAGUUGGCCCGUGCUGGAACGCAUUUCCGGCAUUUGGUAGCUCUCCGUAACCCUUUUGUAUGGUGUUGUGUUCGCUUCCAAAUUCAGAUAACCCACGAGAGCUACAG
Molecule: messenger RNA, 1705 nt
Organism: Opisthorchis viverrini
Lineage: Eukaryota; Metazoa; Platyhelminthes; Trematoda; Opisthorchiida; Opisthorchiidae
Exons: 8
Coding region: 1-1317 (438 amino acids)
Cellular component (GO): mitochondrion
Molecular function (GO): metalloendopeptidase activity; metal ion binding
Source: RefSeq, a predicted model, not a curated record